Molecule: messenger RNA, 870 nt
Organism: Plasmodium berghei ANKA
Lineage: Eukaryota; Apicomplexa; Aconoidasida; Haemosporida; Plasmodiidae
Product: conserved protein, unknown function
Exons: 6
Coding region: 1-870 (289 amino acids)
Source: RefSeq, a predicted model, not a curated record
AUGGGAAACAUAAUAGGAAAUAAAGAAAAAAAUCCCAAUAAGACAAACAUAAGCAUAUUUGAAAAAAGAUAUGGCUAUAAUCUGAAUGAUUUACAUAGUUAUAUAUACCAAAUUAAUCUCCCCCUAAAACCACCUUAUAUAAAUUAUGUAUUUCAAGAAAAAAAGGGAAAAAAUUAUUCCAUGGAAAAUUUCAAAGACAAAAAUAAUGAUAACAAAAUUGUAAACGAUUUAAAUAAUUCAGUAGAUAUAUAUAACAAAUAUGAUAAGGAGAAUAUUAAUAAUUCUAAUAAUAUUUAUAAAAAUAAAUUAAUAAUAAACAAUGUAGAAGAUAAUAAAAAACAUGAUGAUAAAUAUGUCCAUUUGGGAUAUAAUAGAAAUUAUAUAUUUGAUGAAAAUAAAAAUAAUAUAUAUACGGAGGAUAAUAUUUCAAAAUAUAUUUCUGAACAAAAAAUUAACGAAAAAAAUAAUUUUGAUAUAAAAAAAACUUAUUUAAAUUUAUGUUUAAAUUAUUAUAAUAAUAUAGAUACAUGUGUAACCAAAAAAUAUCAAAAAAAUGUUCAAAAUAAAAAAUAUAAAUUUACCCGUUUGCACACAUGCAAACCACAUUAUAUUUUAUUUUCUCGUUGCGUAAAAUUUCGAGACAAAAAAAUAAUGAAGGAAAUUAAAAAAAUGGAAUUAGAGUAUUACAACACACUUAGCCCCCCAAACAAGUUAAGCUACCUAAGCGAAUUUUCUACCAAUUUGAGUUAUCAUGAGUAUCGAAUAAACCAGGCAUGUGAAGGCGUGGAAAAAAUAAGACUUAAUAAGGAAUUAAACGAAUUACGAGAAAGAUAUAAUAACAUUUUAAAAUCUAACGAGGUACAUGAAUGA